AUGCUGAGUGGACCUGAAGGGUUCAAAGUUUGUUAUGCUCUGCGCCUGGAUUUCAAUGCCUCCAACAAUGUAGCAGAAUAUGAAGCCCUGAUAAAUGGGAUGUUGAUCGCAAUGAAAGUAGGGGCAACCGACCUCGAGAUAAAUAGCGACUCCCAGCUAGUGAUCAGUCAGAUAACGGGGGCAUAUCAUGCAAGAGACCCGACCAUGCAGAACUACUUGACGAGGGUAAAGGCCAUAGAAGCCGAACUCAGAAGCCAAGGAAUCAUGGUAAGAUACCAGAGAAUACCUCGGGAAGAAAAUGAAGAGGCAGACUUACUCAGUCGAUUAUCUAGGGAAGAGCUAGAACAACUCCCCGAUGAGGUGUACAUACAGUACAUCAACACUCCUGCCUUUGACAAGGCAAACACCAUAAUGGAGAUUGAGAAAAGACGGAACUGGAUGACCCCGUACCUCGAAUAUUUGGAGAAGGGAAAGCUCCCUGAGGAUAAAGCCGAGGCAAAGAAAAUCGCAGCUCGGGCUGCCAACUACCAAACGUUAAGAGGAACCCUAUACCGAAGAGGGAAAUCUAGCUCAUGGCUCCGAUGCGUAGGCCCAGAAAAAGCAACCAGGGUUAUGGAAGAAAUUCACCAGGGAAUAUGCGGGGCUCAUGAAGGAGUAGGGACAUUGGCAAACAAAAUCUUUAGGCAGGGAUACUACUGGUCCACAGUCAAGAAGGAAACAGAGGAAUUUGUUAGAAGAUGCGAUGUGUGCCAAAGAUUUGGGAUACCAAGAGUGCUCAUAUCAGAUAAUGCCAAGCAGUUUGACUACAAGACCUUCAAGGAAUUCACAACAAACAUGGACAUAUGGCACAAUUUUUUCUCAGUGGCCCAUCCUCAAACCAAUGGUCAGACAGAGGUCACAAACUGGGCCAUCCUCCAGGGGUUAAAGAAGCGAUUGGAUGGAGCCAAGAGAAAUUGGGCUGACGAGCUUAACAGUAUCCUGUGGGCAUUCUGA
Manihot esculenta (cassava) is the source of this 993-nucleotide messenger RNA. RefSeq lists its product as uncharacterized. Bases 1 to 993 code for a protein of 330 amino acids. Lineage: Eukaryota; Viridiplantae; Streptophyta; Magnoliopsida; Malpighiales; Euphorbiaceae. The transcript is spliced from 2 exons. The record is from RefSeq and is a predicted model, not a curated record. Gene Ontology annotation, molecular function: nucleic acid binding; RNA-DNA hybrid ribonuclease activity. Gene Ontology annotation, biological process: DNA integration.